This is a messenger RNA of Anopheles nili, 945 nucleotides long. RefSeq names its product WD repeat-containing protein 82-like. The coding region runs from base 1 to 945 and encodes 314 amino acids. The transcript is spliced from 2 exons. NCBI's taxonomy places the organism in Eukaryota, Metazoa, Arthropoda, Insecta, Diptera, Culicidae. The record is from RefSeq and is a predicted model, not a curated record. Gene Ontology annotation, cellular component: Set1C/COMPASS complex. Gene Ontology annotation, molecular function: chromatin binding; protein binding.
AUGAAACUGAUUGAUUCCGUCGUGCGGAGUUUCAAGGUUGCGAAGGUAUUCCGCGAGAACACCGAUAAAAUUAAUUCCCUCAACUUUACUGCCAAUGGCGAGAUGCUCAUCUCGUGCAGUGAAGACGAUCAGAUUGUACUGUAUGAUUGCGAGAAAGGCACGCAGAUUCGAACGGUUAACUCCAAGAAGUACGGAGUAGAUCAAAUUCAUUUUACACACACCAACAACAUGGCGAUACACAGUUCGACAAAGGUGGACGACACUAUCCGGUACCUGAGCCUGCAUGACAAUAAAUACCUGCGAUACUUUCCCGGACACACCAAGAAGGUUAUCUCGCUGAAUGUGUCCCCGGUGGAGGAUACUUUCCUGUCCGGUUCGCUCGAUCAAACGCUCCGGCUGUGGGACCUCCGUUCGCCCAACUGCCAGGGGGUAAUACAGCUGAACGGACGACCUGUUGCAGCUUACGAUCCGGAGGGUCUCAUCUUUGCGGCCGGUGUCAACUCGGAAUGCAUUAAGCUGUACGAUCUUCGAUCGUUCGAUAAAGGACCAUUCGUUACUUUCAAACUUAACCAGGAGAAGCAGUGUGACUGGAUAGGGUUGAAAUUUUCAAGGGAUGGCAAGACGAUCCUUAUCAGUACGAAUGGGUCAAUAAUACGACUGAUCGAUGCAUUUCAUGGAACGCCUUUACAGACUUUCACUGGACUUUUCAACAACAAGGGAACUCCCAUUGAAGCUUCUUUCAGUCCGGACUCACAGUUUGUAUUUUCCGGCAGCACAGAUGGUCGAGUGCAUGUGUGGCAUGCCGACACCGGGUAUAAAAUUUGUGUCCUUAAUGGCGAUCAUUCUGGUCCGGUGCAAUGCGUGAAGUUUAAUCCCAAGUUUAUGAUGCUGGCGUCCGCUUGCACUAACAUGGCAUUUUGGCUUCCGACAAGUGACGACUUUUAG